UCACGCCGCGGGCCGGGAAGGGGCGGGCGGCGGGGAAGAUUUCCCGGAACCAGCGGGUCCCUGGCGGCCGGCACUGCCCCGAUCUCCCCGCAGGCCGAGGGUGCCGGGAGCCGCCCGCCAUGUCGACGGUCGCCGCCGCCAGCUGCGACAGCAAGGGCGCGGAGGAGGCGCGGGGGGACAAGAAGCCGCUGAAGCCCUGCUGUGCCUGCCCCGAGACCAAGAAGGCGCGGGACGCCUGCAUCAUUGAGAAGGGGGAAGAAAAUUGUGGGCACCUAAUUGAAGCUCACAAAGAGUGUAUGAGAGCUCUGGGCUUCAAAAUAUGAGUGAGAUGACCAGGACUGUGAUUGUGAUGAUGUCUGUGGUGUGACUUCGUUCUGGAAAGCUGCAAAAUAAAUUAUUUCUGCAAGUUACUUCAAAGAACAAAUAUAAACAAAGCAUCUAUUUAUGAAGAAUCUCUAAUGAUAGACCAUGCAUCACGUCUGAAGCUUUUCCACUGUUAACUCUUGACCUCUGCUAUAGAAAAUAUAUUUUUUCCUGUUAAUAAAAGUCUGAAAAUGACCAA
Chiroxiphia lanceolata (lance-tailed manakin) is the source of this 562-nucleotide messenger RNA. RefSeq names its product cytochrome c oxidase copper chaperone. NCBI's taxonomy places the organism in Eukaryota, Metazoa, Chordata, Aves, Passeriformes, Pipridae. Gene Ontology annotation, molecular function: copper ion binding; copper chaperone activity. Bases 120 to 323 code for a protein of 67 amino acids. Gene Ontology annotation, biological process: mitochondrial respiratory chain complex IV assembly. The record is from RefSeq and is a predicted model, not a curated record. Gene Ontology annotation, cellular component: mitochondrial intermembrane space. The transcript is spliced from 3 exons.